This is a messenger RNA of Poecilia reticulata (guppy), 1295 nucleotides long. Lineage: Eukaryota; Metazoa; Chordata; Actinopteri; Cyprinodontiformes; Poeciliidae. The record is from RefSeq and is a predicted model, not a curated record.
AUGACUCUGGCGUUCAAAACGGGGAAAAAAGACACAUUAUGUGAUGCUGGUAGAAACAUAGAGAAACCAAAAUCCUCAGACAGAGCAGAGCUGGAAGAGACAACAGGCCUGGUGGAGGAUGGUGAUUUUCCUCUAGGUGCCGAAGGUGGAAAGGUGGAUCCUCGAACACCGAGGAAGAGCAGUUCCUCCCGCUCUUCCCGUAAGAGUUUCCGUCGGGACUACCGACUGGAGGAGGAGGUGACAAAGUCUUGUUGGGACAAACGUGGUCGCUGGACAAACCCCUGGCCAACAUGGCGCUUUUCUUCCUCUUCUAUGCUGUUCAGAUUUCUGGUGUUGGAUAAAAAUCACAGCAGUGUGCCAACAAGCAAAGAGGUCCUGGACAGUGAAGUCCCAGUAUUGGAGCCCUACUUUGUCCCGUUGGACUUUCCUGGUGGUAUGAGGGUAACCUGGCUGGGCCACGCUACAGUUCUGGUCGAAAUGGAGGGGGUCAACAUUCUGACCGACCCCAUUUUCAGCCAGAGAGCAUCAUUUCUUCAGUUCAUGGGACCCAAACGAUACAGAGGACCCCCCUGCACAGUGGAACAGCUGCCGAGGAUAGACGCCGUCCUCAUCAGCCACUCUCAUUACGAUCAUCUGGAUGCUGGAUCUGUUGCCAGCCUUAAUGCACGCUUUGGAGGGGAGCUACGCUGGUUCGUACCCCUGGGUUUGAUGGACUGGCUGGCCAAGAUGGGCUGUGAGAACGUGAUGGAGCUGGACUGGUGGGAGGAAAACUGCGUCCCGGGUCAGUUUGUCUGCACACCCUCUCAGCACUGGAGCAAACGGACAGCAUGGGAUGAUAACAGGUCUUUAUGGAGUAGCUGGUCUGUUUUGGGUCCCAACCAUUGAUUCUUCUUUGCCGGCGACACAGGCUACUGUCCGUCCUUCCAGGAGAUCGGACGCCGCUAUUGGCCAUUCGACCUCGCAGCAAUCCCAAUUGGAGCGUACCUGCCCAGGGCUGUGAUGAAGGGACAGCAUGUGGAUCCAGAAGAGGCUGUUGAGAUUCAUCAGGACCUUCAGGCCAAACAGUCUGUAGCCGUACACUGGGGGACCUUCGCUCUCGCCUAUGAGUACUGCCUGGAGCCGCCGGUCCGUCUCAGAGAGGCCCUGGAGCAGCGGGGACUGGAACCAGAAUCCUUCUUCACUUUGCAUCACCGGGAGUCCCGGCUCAUCGCCACACAAGACAGAGAUGUCUGCAAAAACAAACAUUUCAUUUGAGCUCAGACUAAAUAAAAAUGGUUUUAUGGUGCAUACAUUAA